Messenger RNA from Aureobasidium pullulans EXF-150, 2382 nucleotides. Its product is annotated as UDP-Glycosyltransferase/glycogen phosphorylase. Gene Ontology annotation, molecular function: hexosyltransferase activity; UDP-glycosyltransferase activity. Gene Ontology annotation, biological process: carbohydrate metabolic process. Lineage: Eukaryota; Fungi; Ascomycota; Dothideomycetes; Dothideales; Saccotheciaceae. The record is from RefSeq and is a predicted model, not a curated record. Bases 1 to 2382 code for a protein of 793 amino acids. The transcript is spliced from 3 exons.
AUGAACAUUGCGAUUCUUAUUACCGGCAGCAGAGGAGAUGUCCAGCCAUUUAUCGCUUUGGGAAACGUUCUACAAAAAUCUCCAUACAAUCACCGCGUCAGGAUCUGUACACACCCAAAUUUCAAGGACUUCGUUACAGACAAUGGACUCGAGUUCUACUCAAUUGGUGGUGAUCCUGAGAAGCUCAUGUCUUACAUGGUUCGCAAUCCUGGUGUGAUACCCAGUUUCGAGUCUAUGAAGGCUGGUGACGUUGGCGAUCGCCGCGAAGAAAUUGCAGAGAUGCUGGAAGGCUGCUGGCGAGCAUGUACACAGGCUGGCAAUGGCAUGGAUCCAAUCAAGUUGCCAGAAACGAGCAAGAUUAGCUCGGAAACAAUCAUGAAAUUACCGGAUCCUUUCGUCGCGGAUGCUAUCAUAAGCAACCCCCCUGCCUAUGCCAAUAUUCAUAUCGCAGAGAAGCUCGCCGUGCCCCUCCAUAUGGUUUUUACGAUGCCGUGGAGUCCUACUACUGCCUUCGCUCAUCCUCUGGCAAAUUUGGACACUAAUAAAGGAGACCGAAAACUCGCAAAUUACCUUUCGUACUACAGUAUGGAACUACUCACAUCCGAGGGCUUAAUCGACCUGAUUAACGACUUCCGAGAGAACACACUGGCACUGGAUCCUCUGCAUGCUGCGUGGGCGCAUCAAUUGCUGCCUCAACUCAAGGUGCCAUUCACAUACUGCUGGUCACCCGCACUUAUUCCUAAACCAGAAGACUGGGGUUCACACAUCACCAUUAGCGGCUUCUUAUUUAUGGAUCCCAAGAAGGACUUUGAGUUCGACGCUGAUUUGAAGGAGUUCUUGGAUGCUGGCGAACCACCGGUUUACAUCGGUUUCGGCUCAAUUGUCGUUGAUGAUCCAGAGGCUAUGACAAAGAUGAUUCUAGACGCUGUUAAGCAGCUUGGAAUAAGAGCGUUAGUCUCCAAAGGCUGGGGUGGCAUCGGAGGUGAAGAUGUACCGGAUAACGUGUUCCUCCUCGGCAAUGUACCACACGACCAACUCUUCCCGCACUGUUCUGCAGUAGUACAUCAUGGAGGUGCCGGAACAAACGCCAUUGGUAUAUCGCUAGGAUGCCCGACUGUCGUAGUGCCUUUCUUCGGCGACCAACCAUGGUGGGGAGAGAUGAUCCACAGAGCCGGCGCGGGCCCUUCACCCAUACCUUACAAGGAUCUGGAUGCCGACAAAUUGGCGAAUCAAAUCAGAGAAGCACUCAAACCUGAGACAAAGGAGCGUGCCAAAGAGCUCGCCGCUCGGAUCAAGGAGGAAACUGGUGCGAAGACCGCCGCCAAAUUCUUCCAUGAGACGCAACAGAUGCAAGAUACCGGAUGUUUCUUGUGUCCAGACCAAGUAGCGGUAUACCGUGUCAGAAGGACCAACAUCAGACUCAGCGCUCUGGCAACUGGAAUCUUGGUCGACCAUGGUAUCCUUCACCCUCAGCAUCUUAAGCUCAUAAGGAAGAAGCGUUGGUAUGUCGAAAAGGGUGCUCAAGAGCCUGUAAUCGGUAUCCUUGGUGCUAUUGGUACAACCGGAGUCGGCUACAAGAACUGUUUCAGCCGUCUGGGCAAAGACCUACACGCCAACAAAGCAGAAAAAUCACCAUCUCACGUCAUGGUCGGCGAUGCAGAAGCCGCUGGCGAGGUUCCAGGUGCUCUGAAGGCUGUUGCAAAGUUCACUGGAUCUAUGGGCUUGAAUACUCUCAGAUUUCCCGUGGAUUUGCUCUACAAUGUCGCGAACGGAUGUCAUAACCUUCCGUGGCACUUUUUCAACGACGACACCGUCCGCGUUCGUGGUGAGAUCAGUGGUGUGAUGUCGGGAACAAAGGUUGGAUUCCAAGAGCUGGUCUUUGGCUUCUACGACGCCUUCACUGGCGUAGUAACCCAACCCGUCCGUGGUUACAAGAAGCACAGCAGCGAAGGAGUCGGAGCAGGAGCAUGGGGAGCCACAAAGGGAGUCGGCAAAGGCCUAGUCGGCCUGGUCAGCAAAAGCUCAGCCGCCGCUCUAGGCGUCCCCGGCUACGGCUUCAAAGGACUCGAGCGCUCCGUACGCAACGGCUGGAAAACAAACGACACACCCAACGAGAACAGUUUGGCUUUACUCAACGCACUCAGAGGACAAGGCCAACGCUCAGGAGACGAACAACUCGGCAACGCAGCAUUAUCCAUGGUCAGCCAAGCCCAAGGCAACAGUAUCAGAAAACAACUCAGAGGCAGAAGAGGAUGGCAAUGCUUCAUGGAUCUACAACAUCUUCGUCAGAACCCCGACAAAGCUGCCGCUCAGGAGGAAGAAGUGCUGCGUCGCUGGGACGAACUCAAAGUCCCGAAAGAAUUUACUCGACUUGAGGAGUAA